GGUAGAGGAUUCCCGCUCAUUUGCAGUGGCUGAAAGAAGGGUCGGAUUCCAGCAGAACAGUCCCUGCCGGACUCCAGGAGCGGAGCCCUAGGCGCUUCGCUCAGCGCUCUUGAAUUGCGCUUUGGCCCCGCCCCUUAGCGCUACGCCUUAAGGGCUCAAGGCCGGGCGUACCUAGGGCCACGGUCAUGGAGGGCGCUUUCUCAGCCAACUGGAGCGCCGAGGCGGUCAACGGGAGCGCCGCGCCUCCUGGGGCCGAAGGCAACUGCACUGCCGGACCGCCGCGGCGCAACGAGGCACUGGCACGCGUGGAGGUGGCAGUGCUGUGCCUCAUUCUCUUCCUGGCAUUGAGCGGCAACGCGUGCGUGCUGCUGGCACUGCGCACCACGCGCCACAAGCACUCACGCCUCUUUUUCUUCAUGAAACACCUGAGUAUUGCUGACUUGGUGGUAGCUGUGUUCCAGGUGCUGCCGCAGCUACUGUGGGAUAUCACCUUCCGUUUCUAUGGGCCCGACCUGUUGUGCCGUCUAGUCAAGUACCUGCAGGUGGUGGGGAUGUUCGCCUCCACCUACCUGCUGCUGCUCAUGUCGCUUGACCGCUGCCUGGCCAUCUGUCAGCCGCUGCGGUCGCUGCGCCGGCGUACCGACCGCCUGGCGGUGCUCGCCACUUGGCUUGGCUGCCUAGUGGCCAGCGCGCCGCAGGUGCACAUCUUCUCGCUGCGCGAGGUGGCUGAAGGCGUCUUUGAUUGCUGGGCGGUCUUCAUCCAGCCCUGGGGACCCAAGGCCUACGUCACGUGGAUCACACUCGCUGUCUACAUCGUGCCAGUCAUCGUACUCGCUGCUUGCUACGGCCUCAUCAGCUUCAAGAUCUGGCAGAACUUGAGGCUCAAGACGGCUGCAGCAGCUGCAGCUCAGGCUCAGGGACCCGAGGGUUCAGCAGCGGGUAGUGAGGGUCGCGCGGCCCUGGCACGAGUCAGCAGUGUCAAGCUCAUCUCCAAAGCCAAGAUCCGCACGGUCAAGAUGACCUUCAUCAUCGUGCUGGCCUUCAUCGUAUGCUGGACACCAUUCUUCUUCGUGCAGAUGUGGAGCGUCUGGGAUACUAAUGCACCCAAGGAAGCCUCGGCCUUCAUCAUCGCCAUGCUCCUGGCCAGCCUCAACAGCUGCUGCAACCCCUGGAUCUACAUGCUCUUCACGGGCCAUCUCUUCCAUGAACUGGUACAGCGCUUCCUCUGCUGCUCCUCCAGCCAUCUGAAGGGUAGCCGCCCAGGAGAGACUAGCGUCAGCAAAAAGAGCAACUCCUCCACAUUUGUCUUGAGCCGACGCAGCUCCAGCCAGAGGAGCUGCUCCCAGCCAUCAACAGCGUGA
Messenger RNA from Marmota flaviventris (yellow-bellied marmot), 1361 nucleotides. RefSeq names its product oxytocin receptor (gene Oxtr). Gene Ontology annotation, biological process: positive regulation of vasoconstriction; maternal process involved in parturition; cellular response to hormone stimulus. Gene Ontology annotation, molecular function: vasopressin receptor activity; oxytocin receptor activity; peptide binding. The record is from RefSeq and is a predicted model, not a curated record. Gene Ontology annotation, cellular component: plasma membrane. NCBI's taxonomy places the organism in Eukaryota, Metazoa, Chordata, Mammalia, Rodentia, Sciuridae.